This is a messenger RNA of Eimeria necatrix, 375 nucleotides long. RefSeq lists its product as hypothetical. Lineage: Eukaryota; Apicomplexa; Conoidasida; Eucoccidiorida; Eimeriidae. The transcript is spliced from 2 exons. The coding region runs from base 1 to 375 and encodes 124 amino acids. The record is from RefSeq and is a predicted model, not a curated record.
AUGGCUGCCAUUGCUGCUACUUUUCUGGCAGCAGUUGCUGCUAGUUCCGCGGCAGCCGCCGACUUUGUUGUUGUUGCUGCUGCUGCUGCUGCGGGGCCCAGAAGAGGAAAGCAAGCGGCUCUGACUGCAGCAGCAGCAGCGGGCAGCAGCAAGGGCGGGAAUUUCGCUGGAGAGAAGCUGCACAGCAGCAGGAGCAGCAGAAGACAACAGCAACAAAUAAGAACGUGCGUGCGAAGCACAGGGUCAAAGAGUUACACUGCACUCCAGCAGCAGCAGCAGCAGCACCAGCUGGAAAAGCAGCAGCAGAAGGAGCAGCAGAAGCAGCAGCAGAAACGGCUGGAGAAGCAGCAGCAGCAGGUGAAGCACAAGCAAUAG